AUGAAGUCAGCUACUAGGUUGAUACCGACUCUCUCACAACCGAUACGUUUCUCUGCCAGACCAAUAUGUCGUGCAAUUCCAUCUCGAGCUAUAAUAGCUGGUCCCAGUACACUCCCUAGACUAUACGCUACCGCUUCAAACAUCCAUCCAUCUCUCCAGCCUCAAUCUCAACUGCAACAAGAUGUCCAAUCGUCGGAAGGUCUUCAAUCAGAGUUAGGAGAAGAAGAGGAUUUACCUUCAAAUAUCAAUUUUGAGGAAUUAUCAGAUGAAGCUGAUGAAAGUAUAGAACAAGCUUUAGGAUAUGGUGAUGGAUCAGCUUCAAUUCCUCGUUCACGAUUUGAUCCUGUUUUGCUCCCUCUCUCAUCAUUAGCAUCUUCAACGCCUACUUUAGCUUCUGAAUCUGAACUCGUUAUCUCUCUCCCAUCAGAUAUCUUUAAUCAACCUAUAAGAAGAGAUAUCCUUCAUAGAUGUGUAGUUUGGUAUUUAUCUCUCUUAAGAUCUGGUACGAAAACUACUAAAUCACGUUCAACCGUCAAUUACUCAGGUAGAAAACUUAGACCUCAAAAAGGUACUGGUAGAGCGAGAGUAGGAGAUGCAAGUAGUGGUACUCGUCGGGGAGGUGCACCCAUUCAUCCUAUCUUCGCUAAAGAUUGGGCACAAUCAUUACCUCGUAAAGUAAGAGCAUUAGGAUUGAAAAUUGCCUUGUCAUCAAAACUCUCCUCUGGUUUACUACGAGUUGUCGAGAACCUGAAUGAAGGUGAAUGGAAAGGCACAAAUGAAGCUAGAAGAGCAUUAUCAAAUGAAAUCAUCAACAUUGAAAAGGAAAUAGAUUUAGAACCUAUCAUCCCUGCUGAAUCGGACUUAUCAUCUAAAACCCAAACAGAAUCUGCCCUCGAAGGAGAGAAUAUUGAAGAUGAUCUUCAAAUCAUCAACAGAUUCGGUUCAUCAAAAGAUUUAUCAAUCCUAUUCGUUUAUUCACCCAAUAAAUCAUAUGAAGAAAUAACAUCUUUCCAUAAAACAAUUAGGAAUAUCCCAGGAAUAGAAUUGAUGUCGACUGAUGAACUUGAAGUUUACCAUAUAUUGAAAUAUAAAUGGCUAGUCAUGGAAGGUGGUGCUGUAGAUGCUUUAAGUGGUGUAGAGGAUUUACAAGAGGAAUUGGAAUUGGUUCCCGAACAACUUACGGAAGACUCAGUAUCAGCUUGA
Messenger RNA from Kwoniella shivajii, 1203 nucleotides. Its product is annotated as 50S ribosomal protein L4. The transcript is spliced from 6 exons. NCBI's taxonomy places the organism in Eukaryota, Fungi, Basidiomycota, Tremellomycetes, Tremellales, Cryptococcaceae. Bases 1 to 1203 code for a protein of 400 amino acids. Gene Ontology annotation, cellular component: ribosome. Gene Ontology annotation, biological process: translation. Gene Ontology annotation, molecular function: structural constituent of ribosome. The record is from RefSeq and is a predicted model, not a curated record.